CUGUAAUUGCAUGCGUUUCAGGAAAUGGAAGAUAAGGUGAUCAGUCCAGAAAAGGCUGAAGAAGCAAAGUUGAAAGCAAGAUAUCCUCAUCUGGGUCAAAAGCCUGGGGGCUCAGAUUUCUUGAGGAAGAGGCUUCAAAAAGGGCAAAAAUACUUUGAUUCUGGUGACUACAACAUGGCAAAAGCAAAGAUGAAGAACAAGCAGUUGCCUACUGCAGCUCCUGACAAGACGGAAGUCACUGGUGACCACAUUCCCACUCCACAAGAUCUUCCGCAGCGGAAACCAUCUCUUGUUGCUAGCAAGCUGGCUGGCUGACUAAAACAGCUGAACUGCAUGAAUCUUCUCAUUCCCUUUAUUUCUCCUUAAUAGUUAUUUCUCACUUACUUUUUUUUUUUUUUUUUUUUUUUUUACACUAAGUUGUUGAGACUGACAGCUUUUUGCAGGUAGCGGUAGUGAAUGCUGCUAUUGUAAGGGAGUACUGUUAAGAGUAAAUGUGUAGUACUUGGACUAGUAAGAACAAUGCACUGAUAAAAAGGACAAGUUUGGUUAGAGCAGUGUAAUCUACUUGAAAAUGUACAUAUUGCCUAUUUCCUAGUGUAGAAAUGGUUCCAGCAAGUGACAUAGCAAGUUUUACAACUUUUAAUGUUUCUGCUUUUGUUAUUUCACCUUAAUUACAGCAUAGUAUGUUUGUAUUUAAUAUAACCUCCUGUUGUGUUGCUUUUUCUCCUGUGUUUGGUUUUGUCUAAAACAGAGGUUUAGACCACAAGUUACUAGAAGGUAAAGCAUGUAUCAACACAGACAGGGCUCUGAAUGAAUUUGUGUAUCUGCUCUUGAACUUGAAUGGCCUUAAACCUGUUUCAGCUUUAACAAUAGAUUUUUACUUGGGCAAUAUUUGCCCAUUCUGGUGUAACUCUUGUGAACCUAGUGCUUAUUGACAACUGCCUGUUGAAGCUGGUAUUCUUUUCAGUUCUGUAGCGUAGAACACACUUUUAUUUAAGAUGUGAAUGAAGUGUGCAUGUGCAUAGACUGUUGAAUUCACUCUUGUGCCAUUUUUGUAAAUACAAUAGUUUUGCACAACCUUUUGCAAAUGUCUAUUAAUUUUACAUUUUAAAAAGCAGAUAAUGUGCCAAUCAGAAGCACAAGUAACUCUGUAACUGAAAGUUUUGGCCUGAAACUUUGUGCUCAGAAUCUUGCUACUGAUAAAACUUGUAAACCCAAGAUUUGUGAAACACUUAAUAUUGAUACCUGACUGAGUCAACCUUACUUAUGCUUUUUGCGGUUGUAUAUUUUGUGUAGCAGUGACGUCCAAUGUUCAUGUAUAGCAAUCUGAAAUAUGUUCCUGUAGGCAUUCAAAAGGCAGGCACCCUUUCUGUUCAGCAACUUUUAAAUCUAUAUCUUUUUAAAGUUGAAAUACUCUGGGAUUCUGUGGAUUACAGAGAUACUUACAGUUCUUUAGGGUUAUUAUGACAGACUCCAAACCUGUUAGGGAUUAAGGGAUUAGAUGCAAUUGUAUUUGGAAUAUUUUUAGUGUUAUAGAAUUGAGAAGGGUAUGAUAUCAUAUUUCGUGAAAUCAUGAAGUGGUGAUAUGCCAACUCCUUGUUUUGGCAACCUUAGUUCUUUGUGUUGCACAGCAACCCCUAACCAGCUUUGAGCAAUACCAAGAACUGAACUUGUAUUAUAUGUGCUAUCUAUUGAUAAAUGUGGUAGUUUCUCAUUCCAGCAAAUGAGGAUAAGCGUGGCAUCUUGUGUAGAUGGUGAAGGUUAUAAAGGGACCUAACUACUGAUUACAACAGGUAAUAUACAUGUACGGUGAUAUUAGAUGGAACUUCAGGAAGGAGAAAAUCAGAAUUUGUCUUUUUAGCUGAAUCAGGUAUAUUAGAUAAAAGUGGAGCUUUUGCUGUUAGUACCUAUAAAACUAUUAAUAUGAAGGCUGUGAUUUAGUCUUUGGGAUCACAGUAUGAAUUUAUUACCUCUCUUAGAAUACUAGAGUCUUGCAUAGCUUGCUGUUAUCAUUCAUUCAGUUUUCUUAAAGAAAAGGUCUAAUACAACUUCUGUAAAAAAAAUUCCAUCCCCAGAAAAAUCAUUAUAAGAGAAAAUACUCUAAACAUACAUUUUUAAAUCCUUCUUUUGUAUUGGCAUCUGCCAAAACAGCUGUUAUCCAAGUGGCUAAGAAAAAUAGAUUGGUCUCUGGUCUCUGCAGAGCCCCUCCCAAAGACAGACCUGAGGAUCAGACAAUAAUCAUUCAAAAUUUAGUUUAACUUUAAUUCAGCUCUACUUUGAAUUAUGCAUAAUAGCCAGAUGAGCUUAUUCUGUCUCUUGGGAGCACUGAGCACUUGCAGUGACUAUUUAACCCCCUCUGGAAAAUUCUAGCUUCUUGUCAUAACAAGAUGUAGCAGUAGAGAUGUUAGAUAUGCAUGUUCUAAAUUUUAAAUAUGCUAUAGACAAAGGCAGUGGUGCAGGCUUAACUUGC
Messenger RNA from Alligator sinensis (Chinese alligator), 2470 nucleotides. RefSeq names its product cAMP regulated phosphoprotein 19 (gene ARPP19). NCBI's taxonomy places the organism in Eukaryota, Metazoa, Chordata, Crocodylia, Alligatoridae. Gene Ontology annotation, molecular function: protein phosphatase inhibitor activity. The transcript has 2 exons. The record is from RefSeq and is a predicted model, not a curated record. Gene Ontology annotation, cellular component: cytoplasm. The coding region runs from base 25 to 315 and encodes 96 amino acids.